AUGGUCUCGCCCCUCUCCCCCGUCGCAGGCGACGUCACGCCCAAACAAGCCCCGUCGAAAGCGAAAACGAAACCUGCGAAAUCACGACGGGUCUAUGGAAAGCGCAAGGUCGAUGCGCCGCGGGCGGUGUUAGAUCAGCGGAGUCCGGCGAAGACGGAGAUGAAGAAAUCGUCAACGACGGUUCAGGAUGGUGUGGAUUCGCUCCGUGUGAAGCUGGCUGAGGUCCGGAUUGGGAAUAAGCAAGAUGCGCUGCAGGAGGAACCGGUUGAGCCGGUGAAGACCAGUGAGAAGACUACCGAGCAGGUAGAGGAGCAUGUCAAAGAGAUACCAGAAACAACGGAAAAUGUUGACGAGAUACCCAACACUAUGGAGCUCACCGAUACGCCAGAAAUUGAGACGCCGAAUGUGGAACCGGAAAACGAGACGGCAGAGUCCACCUCUUCGAAGCCUCAGGCAGCACCGAAGAAACAAUUAGAGACGAUGGUGGAAGUGAGGGUCAGUCCGAAACCUACCGCACGGAGAUCAAAGCAAGAGCCAAAGGAGAACCAUGAUACUAGCGAGACCGGGAGGCGGGCAACAAGAAGGACCAAACCCGCAGAGAAAAAGCCCGUCCAACGACAAUCGGCUGGGUUCGUAUCGGACCAAAAAGCCAAUGUCUAUGUUCGCACCAUCCUCGACGAGGCCUUAUCGCCGGUAGCUGCGCAGAGUGUUCAGAAAUUCGGUUCCUGGGCCGCUCGCGCGGGGAAUAUGCUGGAGGUUGUGAAGAUCGCCGAAGGUUCCUACGGAGAGGUCUAUAAGCUACGACUGCGAGAGGAGGUGUGCAAGAAGGAAAUGUCGAAGUCGAAGCUGGCUCGUCUAAAGGCCUACGGGGAUGGUGUUUUCAAGGUUGUUCCUCUGCGGGCGCAGAGCGGUCCUGGUUCGAAAAAAUUCACCAGUAUCGACGAAAUCGUGUCCGAGGUCAAAAUGUUGAAAUACCUGGAUCCCAUCCCAGGGUUCGCGCGAUUCAGAGAAAUCCACGUCGUUCAGGGCCGCUUCCCGGAGUCGUUCCAGAAAGCAUGGGAUCACUAUAAAAAGACCAUGGAUGACUGCCUGAAUCCCAACCCAUCAAGCAAAAGAUCGUAUCCCGACUCGCAACUCUGGGCCAUUAUAGAGAUGGACGAUGCCGGGUGUGAGCUGGAAAAGUUCUCUUGGACAUCCAUCUUCCAGAUCUAUGAUAUCUUCUGGGGAGUGGCGAUGGCUCUUGCGCGGGCCGAGGAAUAUGCGCAGUUUGAGCAUCGCGAUCUUCAUCUUGGCAAUGUUUGUAUCAGAAGUAUCCGACCGGACGGCCGCAUGGACCCGCCGACAGAGCUUGAGAUAAUGCGCCUGUCAUCUGCCAGCGGGUUUGGUAUAAGCACGCUGGAGACCACUAUCAUCGAUUAUUCGCUCUCCCGAGCCGAACUGAGAUCUGCCGAGGAAGCAGGCGAAGUUGUUGACAUUGCAUCGUCUGACCUUGACAAGAAGCAAAUCUUUCAUGCCGUUGGUCGGGAUGAGGACGAGAUCCUACUGAGAAAUACCUAUAGAUACAUGCGCGCCCAACUAUACACAGGACAGCCCUUGGACGCCACCAAGCCUGCUGAUAUCCCGGGCAUAUGGGUCGAAUACGCUCCACGGACCAAUCUCAUCUGGUUGCUCUUCCUCCUCAAGUCCCUGCUGAAGAAUCACAAAACCGAGAUCCCUCCCCAAAGACAACCUCUUGCCCCACGCUCUCCUAAUAAGGAAGUCCAACCCAAAUCCAGGUCCCAAAAGAAAGAUAGUCUUCAUUCUAACAAGGCUAUCACACAAGUGCAGUCCAACGCCUCUCAAUGGCAGAAGACUCUCCAGGAUCGACUGACCAGUGUCUUGGGGCUUUUGGAUCUCGACCACGGACACGAGGAUAUGUGCUGUGCGGCCGACCUAGUUGCAUACGCCAUUGACUCUCAAUGGCUGGAUGGGCAAGAUUUCUUUUAA
Molecule: messenger RNA, 1986 nt
Organism: Aspergillus affinis
Lineage: Eukaryota; Fungi; Ascomycota; Eurotiomycetes; Eurotiales; Aspergillaceae
Exons: 3
Coding region: 1-1986 (661 amino acids)
Biological process (GO): mitotic cell cycle; intracellular signal transduction
Cellular component (GO): nucleus; cytoplasm
Molecular function (GO): histone H3T3 kinase activity
Source: RefSeq, a predicted model, not a curated record